Molecule: messenger RNA, 1182 nt
Organism: Symbiodinium pilosum
Lineage: Eukaryota; Dinophyceae; Suessiales; Symbiodiniaceae
Source: the annotation of a GenBank genome assembly
AUGGAAGUAGAGGAUGGGCGGCACUUUCGCAAUGACUUUGAUGAGGCGGCAAAGCCCGCUGAUUGGGAGGUGAAGCUCCGCACAGCUUUGGAGGCUGCCAAGACCACUGUCCUUGAGGCCGAGCACCGCAAGGGCAGCAUCUACACUGGUGCUGGGGGAGUGGCAUACAUGCUGCUACAUCUGGUGGCCUGUGGCAUUGAGGAUCCACAUGCAGCCUCUGCAGCCAGUGAGAUCCUAAUGGAGGCUGAAGCACAGUCGGACGCGCGGCGCGUCACUUUUCUAGAAGGACUUGCAGGCUGCGUGGCUUUGCAGGCUUGGACACAGAGCCUCCUUGGCAAGCCAGAGAAGGUGCAAGAGCGUUUGCGGAAGCUCGAGCGUUUGGCAGAGCGUGCAGCGGCCUUACCUGAUGGCGAGUGUGAAGUGCUUUACGGGCGCUGCGGCUUUCUAUCUGCGGUUUUAUUCCUGCGUCAGCGCUUAGACGACCGACAGCUCCUGUCCCAGUCCGCGACAGAAUUGGUGCGACAGGUGGUGGCUUCCGGACAGCGCAGUGCGCAGGAUGGCUGGCCUCUUUACUUUGAGUGGCAUGAGAAAUGCUACCUGGGGGGUGCACACGGGAUCGCCGGCAUCCUGAACAUUCUCCUGCAGUUCCCUCAGGAGCUUGCUACUGCCGGAAGAGAUGCGUCUGACCUCGUCCGUGCAACUGCUGAGAAACUGCUGGAUCAUCGAUUUGUGAGCGGAAAUCUGCCAUCCUCACUGGGUAGCGGCAAGGAUCGCCUCGUCCAGUUUUGCCAUGGAGCUACCGGAGCUGUGCCUUUAAUGCUGCGCAUGGCGAGUGUGUACAAGGAGCCCAGAUAUCUGCAGCAGGCCAAAGAGCUAGGAGAGGUGAUUUGGAGAAGAGGACUUCUGAGCACAAAGGGGCUUGGACUUUGUCAUGGUACGCCCGGCAAUGGUUUCGCGCUCCUCACCAUCUACAAGCGGACCGAAGAUGAAAAGUGGCUCAAUCGAGCCUUGCACUUCGCGGUCUUCGCAUGCGAUCAUCAGCGAGACCUGGUUGCACAGGCAGAUCGGCCCCACUCGCUCUUCGAGGGCCUUGCUGGGGCAGCCUGCUUCUGGGGCUCCGUGCUCCGAGCGGCCACGAGAGAUACGGCCACCGCCGGCUUCCCAUGUUACGACUUUGACUAG